Molecule: messenger RNA, 402 nt
Organism: Zychaea mexicana
Lineage: Eukaryota; Fungi; Mucoromycota; Mucoromycetes; Mucorales; Lichtheimiaceae
Exons: 2
Coding region: 1-402 (133 amino acids)
Cellular component (GO): mitochondrion
Source: RefSeq, a predicted model, not a curated record
AUGUUUCGCCGUGGUGCAUCAACUUGGAAAAAGUAUGCCGAGCAAUUCCGUCACAAACCUGCAUCAUACUUGACUUCAUUUGCUCUCUUGCAUGAAAUCACUGCAAUCGUACCUUUACCUAUUGUUUAUUACACUCUCGACAAUUCCGACAUUCGGAUCCCUGUUCCUGAAAAAGCAGUGGCGGAAGGCAAUCGGAUCAUGAGCAAAGUCAGAACACGCUAUGGGUACGAGCCGCUUGAUCCCGACAGUCGAGUCAUGGUAAACCUCGCAACGUCAUACGCUGUUGUCAAAGCCAUGUUGCCUCUUCGGAUCGCUGCAUCCGUGGCAUUAACACCAUUUAUGGCAGAACGACUGGUUGGACCUAUCGGCGCCUUUGUGACAAGAUUUUUUCGCAAGAAAUAA